This is a messenger RNA of Lodderomyces theae, 897 nucleotides long. RefSeq names its product cyanamide hydratase. Gene Ontology annotation, cellular component: dynein complex. The coding region runs from base 1 to 897 and encodes 298 amino acids. The record is from RefSeq and is a predicted model, not a curated record. Gene Ontology annotation, biological process: microtubule-based process. The transcript is spliced from 3 exons. Lineage: Eukaryota; Fungi; Ascomycota; Pichiomycetes; Serinales; Debaryomycetaceae.
AUGUCACAGUACGGAUUUGUCAAAAUCGAAAGGGAUGUUGCAAAAGCUGUUCCGACCCCUAAAGCACCUGUCCCACAUUUGAAUACUGACUUGCCAAGCUCUGAGUUUUCCCAAGCAGUGCUUAAAGUCUACUUGUACUCGCGUGCUAUAAUCAAAGACCAGUUUCCCGAUUGGAAGCUUGACGAUGAAGUGGUGUUUGUCACAAGUUUGUUGCAUGACAUUGGAACCACUGAGGAAAACAUGCACGGUACAAAGAUGUCCUUUGAGUUUUAUGGCGGAUUGUUGUCGCGUGAUUUGGUUUUAGAAAAGACCAAGAAUCAAGACUAUGCCGAAGCUGUAAGUGAAGCAAUUAUUAGACACCAAGAUUUGGGAGAAAGUGGCUACAUCACCACAUUGGGACUUAUAUUGCAAAUUGCGACUACUUUAGACAAUAUUGGAGCAAACACAAACUUGAUCCAUUUGGACACCUUGGAUGCGGUCAACAAAAAGUAUGGCCGCGAGGGGUGGGCCUCGUGUUUCGGUGCUGCAAUCGACAACGAAAACAAGUUGAAACCUUGGGGCCAUACCAGUGCUUUAGGAGUCGAUGAAUUUAGAGAUAACGUUUUGGGAAACAAGGUAAAGAGUUCACAAAUUGUUCAUCUAGCAAUAUUAAAAGCAGCCGAUUUGGCUGAAGACAUCCAAUUAAAAAUAUUCGACCUAGCUAAUGCUGCAAUUCAAAACUACAAAAUUGAAAAGGAUAUUGCUGCAUUUUUGAAGAAGGAGCUUGAUCAAGUUUAUGGCCCUACGUGGCAUGUUAUAGUGGGGAAGAGUUUUGGGAGUUAUGUUACACACGAACAAGGCUACUUCAUCUAUUUUUAUAUUGGAGAAUUGGCGUUUUUAGUAUUUAAAAGUGGUUAA